Molecule: messenger RNA, 1728 nt
Organism: Leptidea sinapis
Lineage: Eukaryota; Metazoa; Arthropoda; Insecta; Lepidoptera; Pieridae
Gene: Cdc37
Product: hsp90 co-chaperone Cdc37
Exons: 5
Coding region: 185-1303 (372 amino acids)
Biological process (GO): protein folding; protein stabilization
Cellular component (GO): cytoplasm
Molecular function (GO): heat shock protein binding; protein kinase binding; protein-folding chaperone binding
Source: RefSeq, a predicted model, not a curated record
UUUAAAUUUUGUACUCGAAAAGUCGAGAUAGAAUAUUCCGGAUCUGUAUUUUGUAAACUAAAACGAUUUUAUUUACCUUCCUAUCCAGUGAAAAGCUAGUAAAGAUUAGAAGAAUAUUUGAUACAUCAACCCGCUCUAAAUUUAUUGUGUGUUUUUUCAAUAAAUAUCUUUAAUCUAAUAAAAAAUGGUUGACUACAGCAAGUGGAAGGAUAUUGAGAUUUCUGAUGAUGAAGAUGAAACUCACCCAAACAUUGACACGCCGUCGCUAUUCAGGUGGCGUCACCAAGCAAGGAUCGAGAGAAUGGAAGAACGAAGACGAGAGCAAGAAGAAUUCGAGCAGCGUAAAAACGAAACUUUGAGACAACUUAAUGAAACUAAAAGAAAGUUAGCAGAAGUACCCCCUGAAAGCCCAGACAUGGACUCCCUAAAAAAAGCUCUUAAAGAAUUAGAAGAUAAAGAGAGGGAGAUAAAAAAUAAAGAAGAAGAGCUUAAGAAGAAAGAGAAACAUACACCAUGGAAUGUAGAUACAAUCAGUGAACCUGGCUUUACUAAAACUAUAAUAAACACAAAACCAGGCCGGCCCAAAGACGAAAACUUGACUGAAGAAGAAAAAGAGGCUAAAAUGAAAAAAUUCAUCAAAGAAAAUGAAAAAUUGCUGAAAAAGUUUGGUAUGCUGAGAAAAUAUGAUGACUCAAAGCAAUUUCUACAAGAGCAUAAUCACCUUGCUUGUGAAGAGACUGCAAAUUAUCUUGUGAUUUGGUGUAUUAAUUUGGAAAUGGAAGAUAAACAUGAUUUAAUGGCACAUGUGGCACACCAGACAAUAUGCAUGCAGUACAUACUUGAGCUUUCGAAGCAGUUGGAUGUUGACCCCAGAGCUUGUAUCUCAUCGUUCUUCUCAAGAAUUCAAGUUGCUGAGAAAACGUAUAAAGAUUCAUUUGACGAUGAGCUUGAGCAGUUCAAGGCAAGAAUCAAGAAGCGGGCUGCAGAAAAGAUUCAAGAAGCACUUCGUGAACAAGAGGAGGAGGAGAGGCAAGCGAGACUAGGUCCUGGCGGUCUUGACCCUGUUGAAGUUUACGAGGAAUUACCUGAUGAAUUAAAGAAAUGUUUUGAUUCCCAAGAUGUCCCAAUGCUCCAGGCUACUAUUGCAAAAAUGCCUGAGACAGAAGCAGUUUACUACAUGAAGAGGUGUGUUGACUCUGGUUUGUGGGUGCCCAGCAAAAAUGACGAAGAACCAACGAUGGGGGAGAGUACUGCAGUGUCGAAAGAUAGAGAAGCUUCCGCUGAUGCUGAAAUUGUUGAUUGAAAAGUAAGAUGCUGUUGAUUUUGUGUAGAAGACAUCAAUGAAAUUAUUUUCAGUGUAAAUUUAUGUUUAAUUAAGAAACAUUGAUAGAAGCAUUUUAAGAUUUUAUUAACUACUCCAUUGAAACUCUAUCUUUAUAGAAAAUUCACAAUAAUUUAUCACUUUCCGAGAGAUAUUAAAUUUCCAUAUAUACAAUUGACAAUGUAGUGAGUCCUACUUCUUUUACAUUGAUAAUUAUCUUAAAUACAACUUAUUUAAUUAAAAUAUAGGUAUGCUUUAUAUGACACUAAUAAAAUAACACCAGUUUACAAUAUCUGUCGACUGUCAUCAAAAAUAUAGUAUAAAAAAAGUAAAAAUAUAUAAUAAACAGGAGUCUGCAUUAUUUAUACUUUGUUAUAGUCAAUAAACACUAAAGAUUAUAUUUUAAA